Nematostella vectensis (starlet sea anemone) is the source of this 4197-nucleotide messenger RNA. RefSeq lists its product as uncharacterized. The record is from RefSeq and is a predicted model, not a curated record. The coding region runs from base 1 to 4197 and encodes 1398 amino acids. The transcript has 19 exons. NCBI's taxonomy places the organism in Eukaryota, Metazoa, Cnidaria, Anthozoa, Actiniaria, Edwardsiidae. Gene Ontology annotation, cellular component: plasma membrane. Gene Ontology annotation, molecular function: protein binding.
AUGAUUCGCGAGGUGGAGCAUCCUCGAUGUGAAGAUGCAUCACCUAGUACAUGGCAGUGGCAGUACAACACGUCCGUCUGCUUCGACGAUGGCGAGAACGCUACACUGACAUGGAGAGUGACUCUGAACUCGGGGGAAGAGAUCGGAGCUGUGACUAUCCGGCAGCAGGGUGUAGCUGGUGGAUCACCGGUCCAGAUGUAUGGAACAUAUUCAGGGAAAGAGCCAGCGUUCAGUGAUCGAGUAAUGUCGUUAUCGUACUCGGGUUCAUCCCCUGUGUAUGAUGUGAUGUUUACGCUGAAGGUUAACAACAGCAAGGAUGGAUUUGGAACCAUACAACUACAGUGUCUUCCACCCAGCAUAGUUAUUAUAACCCCACCGAGCCCUACCGUGACCGAGCGUGACCAAGUGAACCUGACGUGUUCAGCUGAUGGUACUCCUCCACCAACCUUCACAUGGAUCAGCCCUCAGGGGGGCACCGUAGCACACGGACCGUCCUACACCAUUCCCAUGGUGCACCGCGACAUGUCAGGGGUCUACAAGUGCGUGGCUACUGACGGAUGUGGACGGAAUCACGCCAUGGAUGCGACACUCGCUGUGAGAUACAAACCUGAAAACACACGUCUUUCUCUACUGGCGAGCUCAUACUGCCGUGGCUCCACUAUUUCUUUCAACUGUUCGGCGACAGGGAAUCCGCGGGUCAUCCAGUACUCGCUGUAUCUUAACAACCGUCAUUUGUCAAAAUUUUAUCCGUCCGUAUCCAUUGCACCUGCGCGUACCAUCACAACAAGCGAGGGCUCGUACGUGCAGAUGACGUGCUCUGCUAGUGCUGUUGAUCCGUCAAGUAUCAACUGGAUCAAAGAUGGCGUCCCUCAAGGGAAGGGCCCAAAGCUCACGUUCCCCUCGAUAAGCAGAGAUCAAGGGGGAGUGUAUAACUGUACUGUGAUAGACGGGUGUGCUUCAGCAUCAACGGACAUUGCUGUUUACUAUGUAGAUAUGGAGAGGUAUUCACUCAAAUGUAUAACGUUACCAGCUGUCAAGAUCACCAUAGAAACAAACAAGACCCCUCCCCCUGACAUGAUCUGUGUGACAGAUGGGAAAACGUUACUAUCAAAACUGAAUAACAAAACUGGAAGAAAAGUCACUUACGAAGUAGGAUUGGCAAGUCUAGACGAAGCUGGGGUGACAUGUCACGCGGAAGGUUUCCCUGCAACUCGGCAACAAUUCACUGUGGUCGCCGCGGGCUCUAGGCAGAAAAGAAAUGGAAGUUUUCGGAUAACUAACGUCAAAUGCCCACCAAGCGAUCAAAUGAAAACAAGCAUCGAAAAACUGGUACAAGAGAGCGUCGAUGCCACAUGUAUGACUAAGGUUUCUUUGAUCUAUGGACCCGGUAGUUUAAUCGUGUACGUAACUCUGACAACGACAGCAAACGUCUCAGAUCCAUUUGUAUCACUAAAGAAAGGCUUGUUACAAAAUGCGCCGAGAUACAACUUAACGAUUGAACCGACAAGUGUCAAAAUGCAGCAAGUGAAAACUCCACAGUUGGAAAAGUUUGAUGACGUCAAGCCUACCCAUCAAAGAAUAAAAGUCACGUGGUCAAAGCCCUAUAGUAAUGCGCAGUGCACCAUGCGCGCUAGACCUCUAGCUGGGGCGUCACGUGACUGGGUGACGUCCUCAGGUUUCAGUAGUCCAGCCUCUCUAUCGUGCGUGUUGGAUGAUCUUGAGCCUGACACUCUGUACGAGGUGGAGGUCACUGUGUCGGUGCGGGGAGACACGAGGCGUGACACGGUGUACAUCAGGACCACCCCCACAGCUGUCGAGGUAAAUGAUCAGAACUCCACCAUUGUUGGUCUCGCUGUGCUGGUCGCCAUCUUGUUCUUGGUCAUCUUUGGUCUGAUUGUCUACAUCGUGGUGCUGAAGAGGGCAGGUCUUACAACAAGGAAAAGAAGACCUGAAGCUGAUAACCCAGGCUACUCUGGAUUCCAGAAUGUGGCAAUGCAAGAAAAAGCGAACCAAGACCAGCACACAGUCCCAGAGAUGGGAGACUAUGAGGUCGCCCCAUCAGAAAAUAAGGUUCCCACCCCUGACCCCAUUCCACAAUACGAACCAGUGAACAAUACACAAGCACGACCAUCCAACCGUAGAAACGUCACGCAAUACGAUGAUGUAACGCAAGGGGGCAAUGUAACGCAGUAUGAAGCUAUAAACAACAACCCAUCACGUGAUCAGCAUGUACCAGGCAAUCGCCAGUACGAUAGCGUCGAUAGCACUAGAAUGAGUAGACAGAAUACACCCGCGAGGAGAGCAAGGAACGGCACAGGUGAUAAAGGCGAGCCAGGUUACGAGAGCACAAGAAAACGAGGUUUACCACAUGAAGUGUACCAGUCUCUACAGGCGACGAGACAACACAGCGAGAAUGCGCAGUAUGCCCCACUGCAUCCUAGGACACGAAUUGCGGCCAGGUCUGGUGGUAGGGACGAGAGGGGAGUAGGCACAGACAUAAGAGGGAAUGCAUCACCUAGUACAUGGCAGUGGCAGUACAACACGUCCGUCUGCUUCAACGAUGGCGAGAAUGCUACGCUGACAUGGAGAGUGACUCUUAACUCGGGGGAAGAAGUUAGAGCUGUGUCUAUCUUGCAAAUGGCUAUAGCGGGUGGAUCAUCGGUCGAGAUGUGUUCUACAACUUCAGGAAAGAGCUCAGCGUUCAGUGACCGAGUAAUGUCGUUAUCGUACUCGGGUUCAUCUCCCGUGUAUGAUGUGGUGUUUACCCUGAAGGUUAACAACAGCGAGGAUGGAUUCGGAACCAAACAGAUACGGUGUCGUGUCGCCUCAAAGUUCCUUAUUGGGCAGCCUGCAUCAGACACUCUACUCAAAGUGCAGGUUCCACCCAGCAGCGUUAAUAUAACCCCACCGAGUCCUACCGUGACCGAGCGUGACCAAGUGAACCUGACGUGUUCAGCUGAUGGUACUCCUCCACCAACCUUCACAUGGAUCAGCCCUCAGGGGCACACCGUAGCACACGGACCGUCCUACACCAUUCCCAUGGUGCACCGCGACAUGUCAGGGCUAUACACGUGCGUCGCUACUGAUGGGUGUGGGCGGAAUCACACCAGGGAUGCGACACUAGCAGUGAGAUACAAGCCUGACAAUACCUCUUUGACCAUACUGGGUGGAAACGCAUCUGCUCAGUGUGGAUCAAAAAUAUCAUUUAACUGUACUGCUGACGGCGUUCCAAAACCAAAUAAGUACUCUCUUUACUUGGGGAAUCAGGCGAUGAAGACGGACACCAAUGGUGAAUUUAGUAACAUCCAGCUGAACACUUCAGGAGAACAUGUGUUCACGUGUGUACCUACUAAUGAAAUUAAUGAAGGACUAAACAAAACUGUGAUCGUAAACGCAUCAGAGGUACUUCCUGUAGUGUCCGUCGACAUCCCGCCCAAUGGUAGAAUGAUUAAAGGGUCAAGUGUUACUUACAAGUGUGACGCUAAAGGGCCGGUACCGUUACAAAUCAGCUGGUACAAAGACAAUAUUUUCAAGGCCUCGGGGAAAACCCUUACGAUAUCGAAAGUCACACUACAAGACGAAGGGAACUACACUUGUAAUGUGUCAAGUUCAUGUGGAACAACGUUGAACACCUCGUUUAUUGGCGUUGAUUACAUUCCAGAGAACACAACUCUCCAAAUCAACAAAUCGAAUAAUACUAGUAUAAUCGCUUGCGUUGGAGACAUUAUCCUGCUAAACUGUUACGCUGAAGGCAAGCCUUCAGUUAUCACUUAUUCCCUUCUGCUGAAUGGUGAACAGCAUAAGGCUAAUCGAAGUGGAGUUUUUUUUGUCUUCCCCGGCACUCCUGGAUGGAACAAUUUUUCUUGCGUUCCUAACAACACUAUCGGCAAAGGUCCAGAAGCACUUGUUCACAUCAUCGUUCCAGUCACUCCCAGCAGUGUUGUCAUUUUCCCACCGAGUCCUACCGUGACCGAGCGUGACCCAGUGAACCUGACGUGUUCAGCUGAUGGUACUCCUCCACCAACCUUCACAUGGAUCAGCCCUCAGGGGCGCACCGUAGCACAUGGACCGUCCUACACCAUUUCCAUGGUGCACCGCGACAUGUCAGGAGUCUACACGUGUGUGGCUACUGACGGAUAUGGACGGAACCACACCAGGGAUGUGACACUUGCAGUCAAAUGUAAGUUAAUCUCUUGA